UGAACCUGUAGAGAGCCAAUCGAAGUGUGAUAAGGAAGUUAACUGGAUAAAAAAAUCCCAUUGUGGUGGGGUAGCACCUGUAGAGCCUGUGUUUGUCUGUUGAUUGAAAGCACCGAGGAGCUAAGCUGAUCUAGCUCUCGGCAUAAGCAAACCUCAGUUCUCAAAUCACCAGAAGCUGGCACGAUCUGCCGCCUGGGUCAGCAGAGGAUCUACGUAGGUCUUCUAUCAGCUGGGUCCAGUGGGGCCGCAUUGUUCUGCUCUGCUCCUGGGCCAUGGUACAUCAGAGUUUAUCUGCAAUAUGAGCAUAACUCCAUCCACCACCCUGGAAAGCCCUCUGACCUCCACCUGGGGACCUACUAUCCCUUAUCAUGAUGGUCCACUGGUGAUGCCUGGUUACACCAGUCGGCUGUGGUCCCACGACUCCCAGCCUCAGUUCUGGAGCAAGUACCAGGUGUGGGAGUGGCUGCAGCAGGUCAUGGACAUCCACCAGAUUGACGCCUCCAGCAUUCCCUUCCAAAACUUUGACAUGGACGGCCAUCAGCUUUGCAGCCUGAACUACCAUGAUUUCAUCCGUGCUGCUGGCAGCGUGGGACACAUUCUUUACAACAGCAUCACAGAGCUCAAAUCGGGUGGUCAGUACCAUUUGGAAAUCGGGCAGCUGGAGCUCAAACAUGAAACAGAUCUAUGUCCAUUUCAAGAUCCCAGCUAUCCGCCUGGAGAGAUUUAUGAUCCUUCAGUUCACCCCCUUGCUCCCAAUGUCUCCCCCACCCCUUCUAGUCCUGACAUUAAACGGUCUUUUAGUCGAAGUCAUCAGGUCAAAAAACACAAUCCCAGAGGGACUCACUUGUGGGAGUUCAUAAGGGACAUUCUUCUGAACCCAGAGCGGAACCCCGGGCUGAUCAAGUGGGAGGAUCGAACAGAGGGAGUGUUUCGUUUCCUGAAGUCUGAGGCCGUGGCUCAGCUAUGGGGAAAGAAGAAGAAUAACAGUAGCAUGACCUAUGAGAAACUAAGUCGUGCAAUGAGAUAUUAUUACAAGAGAGAAAUCCUAGAGCGAGUGGAUGGGCGCAGACUGGUUUACAAGUUUGGAAGGAAUGCAAGAGGCUGGAGAGAGGCAGAGAAGUGAUAAUUUCAUUAAUUUAUAUUUGUCAUGCUGUUGUGCAUAACUGUAACAUUUGAACGUGCUUUUUAUUUGCCUUUUUUUUAAAUAUAGGUGUGUUUACGCUGUUUACAAGAGUUUUCGAUUGUUUCCCCCCUUUUCUUUUUGUGUUCCUCUUUGUAUUGAUACUGCAUUGAAAUCCUUUACAAGCUGUGCCUUAUUGGCAUUCAGGCCUCAAAAGGUGUGUUUACAUAAAUUUUUGCAGAUGAAAAGCUAAACAAAAGCUCUAAAAAGGUACCAUUAACAUUGUUUUAUUUUUAUUUUUUUUAUGAAAGCAAAUAUGAAAACAAGAGUCCCAAAGGAACACAUGUUGAUAUGGCUGUCAAAGCAUGUGACAAACAUGUAAAUGUUACAUGUUUUGAUACUGACACUGUGAAGUGUCCUUUGGGAAGCAUGCUUGAUCAUUCAGUAACGAUAAAACUAAAUGAUAAAAAGAUAAAACUUUUUUUUUUUGUAUCCCAAAAAUGCAGUGCAGUAAGGACAUACAAAGUAAAUGUUAAUAUUUACAGGGAAUGUAAAGCUUGCUCUUUUGCCAUCACAUGCUUCUCUCUCAUUAGGUUCUAUGUGUUUGUUGAAGUUUGAUACAAAUAAAGUUUGCUAUUGUUUUUAUUUCACCAAAGUCCUUUUUAGGAGUUGAAUGUGCUGUUAAAUAUGAAACGGAAUUUGUAGCUGAUAAGUCAAAGAGAUGUUGAUGUUACCAGCAAGCCGUCAUGCAAAUUGUAGCAUUUUUUUUAUUUUUUUUUAUUAGAAAACUUGAAUGACAUUGUCAACUGGCUGUAGUGAACAGCAACAGUUCCAAAUAUUUUCCUACUGAAUCUGUUACAAGCUUGCCUCCGAAAAGGCCCAGCUCUUUGAUAGUGCAGGUUCCUUUUGUUUAAUCGUGACACUAUGAAAUGCCAUGCGGUUAAUUGUUUGCCCCUGUGUCCCCCAAGCUGGUUCCAGCAGACAGCUGACAAAUGACUGGUCCUUGAUUGGCCUCGAGAUAAAAGCAGUGUCAAUAAAAGGCGUCUUUCUUUGGCCUGUGUUCACAAGCAAAUUCAUGUCUAAUCUUCUGCCCGACUUAUCUGGCAUUUGUGACCCUUCUUUACAUAAUGUGACAUUCACUGACACUA
Messenger RNA from Fundulus heteroclitus (mummichog), 2268 nucleotides. RefSeq names its product ets homologous factor (gene ehf). Lineage: Eukaryota; Metazoa; Chordata; Actinopteri; Cyprinodontiformes; Fundulidae. Bases 299 to 1123 code for a protein of 274 amino acids. Gene Ontology annotation, cellular component: nucleus. Gene Ontology annotation, molecular function: sequence-specific DNA binding; DNA-binding transcription factor activity, RNA polymerase II-specific. The record is from RefSeq and is a predicted model, not a curated record. The transcript has 9 exons. Gene Ontology annotation, biological process: regulation of transcription by RNA polymerase II; cell differentiation.